Molecule: messenger RNA, 450 nt
Organism: Aspergillus costaricaensis CBS 115574
Lineage: Eukaryota; Fungi; Ascomycota; Eurotiomycetes; Eurotiales; Aspergillaceae
Exons: 2
Coding region: 1-450 (149 amino acids)
Source: RefSeq, a predicted model, not a curated record
AUGCGGACCACUGGAUCUAAGCCUUCGUUGGAGGAACGGCGGAGAGGCGAGAUUGCCCUCAACAAGUUCGCCGAGUACGCUGAAAAGCAACAGGCCCAGCGAUCGGCACAGUAUUUGCCUAGUGACAGCGGCUACGAAACAGCCAGCGCAGCUCCAAUACCCGAAGACCAUGCCGAAUUAGAUUUUCUCAACCAGCUAGAUCUCACGGAUGCUCCGAAAUUGAUCCAGUUGAAGAAAUCACUCCUGGGCACUGGUAAACAGCCAGACCAUAAUAUCCAAGUCCUGGCCAGCAUCCUAGAAACGCGCAUUGACGAAGGACAUGAUAAGACUCUCUUCAAUCUGGGUCUUGAGGAUGGCGGGGAUUCUAUGUCUUUUGAUCUUCUUAAUAAAACUGAUAUCCAAUACUAUGCAGCAAGUAUUUGGAAAGAACAGAAGCAAAGGUUGAAAUAG